This is a messenger RNA of Bactrocera latifrons, 1236 nucleotides long. RefSeq names its product homeobox protein SIX6 (gene Six4). The coding region runs from base 1 to 1152 and encodes 383 amino acids. The transcript has 4 exons. Gene Ontology annotation, molecular function: RNA polymerase II cis-regulatory region sequence-specific DNA binding; DNA-binding transcription factor activity, RNA polymerase II-specific. Gene Ontology annotation, biological process: regulation of transcription by RNA polymerase II. NCBI's taxonomy places the organism in Eukaryota, Metazoa, Arthropoda, Insecta, Diptera, Tephritidae. The record is from RefSeq and is a predicted model, not a curated record. Gene Ontology annotation, cellular component: nucleus; transcription regulator complex.
AUGUUUGACAAGAAUAUGGAUACAACGCUUUCAUCAUCGUUACACGUUGGUGAUAUAGAUUCCACAAGUUCCGGCGGCACAUCCUCAGACAAUUCGACAGUUAUGCAGGAUAAUAUGCAUUCACCAGUGCAAUAUGGUAGUCUUUAUAUACCAAAUUCAAAUUAUCGCGGCAAUAUCUCCUGCAAAACUGUGUUACACUUCGAUAAGUUCCCCGCCUACGCGAGUGACAAAGACAUCGAACGAAGAUUCUGCGAUAUAAGUAUUGAUUAUGACAAGUCACCACCGCCCACUGCUGCCGGCUCACCGCUUUAUCCCGCGCUAAAUGGUAUUAUAUAUGAAAACGGUGUUGGUGAUCAUAAUGGUAAUACAAAAACAACACUCAACAGUGAAGCAAUCAACAGCAUUAAUCGCCCAGGUGCAGUGGGUUUGAGUGGCGGCGGCCAACUGAUUUCCGGUAUAACAACAACACAUGGCCUAUCGGGCGGAUUUCAGUUGGAUCGCAAAUUUUUGCAAUUUACCACAGAUCAGAUACAAUGCAUGUGUGAAGCACUGCAGCAAAAGGGUGAUAUCGAAAAGUUAACCACCUUUCUGUGCAGCCUACCCGCCAGUGAACUUUUCAAGACGAACGAGAGCGUGUUGCGCGCCCGCGCGCUUGUCGCCUAUCAUCGUGGACAAUUUCAUGAACUCUACAAUCUCUUGGAAACGCAUUGCUUCUCAGUGAAAUUUCAUGUGGACCUGCAGAAUCUCUGGUUUCAAGCGCAUUACAAGGAAGCAGAGAAAGUGCGCGGGCGUCCAUUAGGCGCGGUCGAUAAAUAUCGUCUACGCAAAAAGUAUCCCUUGCCGAAAACCAUUUGGGAUGGCGAAGAAACCGUUUAUUGUUUCAAGGAGAAAAGUCGAAAUGCUUUAAAAGAUUGCUAUAUGACAAAUCGUUAUCCAACGCCGGAUGAGAAGAAAACGUUAUCGGAGAAAACCGGUCUAACGCUGACACAAGUGUCCAAUUGGUUCAAAAAUCGAAGGCAGCGUGAUCGAACACCGCAACAAAGACCUGAUAUCAUGUCUGUCCUGCCUGUUCAACAAUUAGAUGCGAAUGGUUUCCCCCGUAUGUUCAAUGCGCCCAGUUAUUAUCCGGAGUCCAUAUUUAACACUCAAUAGCAUAAGAUCUUACAAUUUUAAGUAUUUUCAUAAGAAAACGCUCACAUUUUAAAAUUAUUAUUGAAAAAACGUUGUAUAUAAUAU